AUGAUUCGUAUCGCCUCGCCUCCAUCCUCGCGCACACUCUCUCCUAUCUCUCCGCUCCGUCUCGUUCCUCAAACUGCCUCUUCUUUCUGGUUACCACUGCCAUUCGAAAACGGCCAUCUGACAGGUUGUCGUCUUCCCUCUCAAACCCCUCUUUCUUCUCUGUUUUGACAGCACCACCUUCGAAAUAGAUUCAGUUUCUGCCGUGGUCACUCUCAAAAACAUGCUUACUUCUUAUCUUCUUAUGCAUCUGAAUUUCAGCAAGAAUGAGCGUUGUCGAGACCACCACUGAGAUGAAGGCUGGACAUCCACCAGCAACCAUUGUCGGAGGCCGUCGCGUUGUCAACCGCAAGGAUCGCAAGCUCUCGGACUCUAUGGACCACAGCAACUCGGAGAGCUCUGAUGACGCCGUGCGCGAGAUUAUCGACUGUGAUCUUCCGGCUAAGGUAACACUGGCUCUAUUCAAUUUGAAAUGCCAAUUAAUGCUUCAGAUGGAGAAGUCGUAUCCGACAAUCUCGGUGAAGAGGACACACGAGAAGCCGGUGCCAACUCUUCAGGAGCUGCCACGUCAUCAACGUGGAGCCCACCAAGGAGGACACGUCUUCCAGCCACGCAAACAGACCCACUAA
Caenorhabditis sp. 36 PRJEB53466 is the source of this 626-nucleotide messenger RNA. Lineage: Eukaryota; Metazoa; Nematoda; Chromadorea; Rhabditida; Rhabditidae. The record is from the annotation of a GenBank genome assembly.